CACCACAGAAAGCUGUGACGUCCUACACACGUAUGUUCCGUCACUAUGGCUGCAAGAGACGCGACAUGGUGAAAGCUGCUUGAACACAGUUAUUAGGGAAGAAUCUUAUCCGUUUCACGUUUUAUCUGAUAUUCAUUGUUUAGUCUAAUAGCAGAGAACGAGUCUGUUAUUUCCGUAUUCGGGGCCGUUUAACGCUAGUUCACUAUUUGCUCAGCGAAGAGGAUUAGCAGGAGUACACAACAGCUGCCUUCAUUCAGGUUUUCAGAAACAACAUCUCUAGCUGUUUUCUACCAAAAUGUCAAAAAUGUACCACAAAGAGAAAAGCAUUCAGAUAAAGAGCAGUGCAUCCGCACUGUACAACAACCUGAGCGUCCUGCGCAUCGCGCCACGCUGCCUCACCUACUUCACAGUGGUUCACGCCAAUGUGGUGAACAUGGUCAGUGCCUCCUGGGAUGGCCUGAACUAUUCUCACAGACAACUGCAGUCUAAAGAGGGCAACGUGGCCACGAGCUCCUCACUUAUUAUGCAGGCAGCCUGGUGUGUCCUGCCUUCAAGGGAUCUUCUUGUUCUCACUUCUCAGAAAGGAAUUCAGAUGUAUGAAUCGGAUGGAUCUAUUAUGGUCUAUUGGCAUGCACUGGAAACACCAGAGACACCUACUGCUAAAGCAGUGUUUGCACGAGGGAUUGCAGCAGUGCGGGAAAAAUUCAUUUGUGUAGGAGUCUCGUCUGGCUCAGUGCUGGUGUUUGACAUUCCCAGUAAAGGCAGUAACAUCACCCUGUCUGAGGUUUUGGAGGAACACAAAGAGGCCAUCACAGACAUGGCCUCUGAGUGCUCAGGCAACAUGUGUUUUGAUGUUGUUUUUCAGGAGUGCAUUGGUGAUUUAGUUAGUGCUGAUGACUCUGGACUCCUUUGUGUGUGGAAAUCAGGAGAAGAUUUUCAACUGCUCAACAAGAUCCCUGGUUUUGACACUAGCUGUUCUUCAGUUAAACUGUGGAAGGGCACAGUCAUUGCAGGCUAUGGGACAGGACAGAUUCGUCUGUACGAGGCAGUCACAGGUAUACUGCAUGCAGAGGUUAAUGCCCAUGCACGCUGGAUCUACUCACUGGACAUUGCCCCGUUCACUGGGCUGCUCCUUUCUGCCGCAGAAGACUCUUGGGUUCGAGUGUGGCAUCUCAGCUUGACCCCUGAGAAUAACAGUGUAGAGAUGGAGCACAUGUAUAACGAGUGUGUGACUGAUAUGCAAAUUUGCGGAGCCAAGUUCUGUGAUGGUGACGGCUAUGCUUUUGCAGUGACCGGCUAUGACUUGAGUGAGAUUAUCCGUUACACACAAGCCUAAUCAGGAAUACAGCAUGUACUUCUAAGACAUUCCCAAGGGUUAUUUGAGGAUCACUUCUAAGAUGUCAUGUCUUGACAACAGGUUGGUGAGCUGUCUU
This is a messenger RNA of Danio aesculapii, 1433 nucleotides long. RefSeq names its product WD repeat domain 54 (gene wdr54). The record is from RefSeq and is a predicted model, not a curated record. Bases 296 to 1336 code for a protein of 346 amino acids. Gene Ontology annotation, biological process: cilium assembly. The transcript is spliced from 10 exons. NCBI's taxonomy places the organism in Eukaryota, Metazoa, Chordata, Actinopteri, Cypriniformes, Danionidae. Gene Ontology annotation, cellular component: ciliary basal body; centriole. Gene Ontology annotation, molecular function: protein binding.